AUGAUGCAAAACAGAAUCGAUCCGUCUGGCAUGACUUCAUCAUCUCUGAUUGCCAAAGCCAAAUCAUCCGAAAAGUAUGAUCGGAGCAUGGAAGAAUUGAAAAUGGUAGAUUUAUAUGAUUUUAGAAGUAUUAAAUUUGUCAAGAAAAAUUCACAAGUGGAGAAAGACAAAUCCGUUCCCGAAAGAAUGAAGCGAAUGGAAGCUAACUAUCAACAGCACGGAAUGAAGAGAACAGUGGAAGCUGCAAUUGCUGUUAAUAUCCAUGGUCAUCCUCAUAUAAUGUUGCUAAGAAUUGGUAAUAAUCAAAAAGGCUUCUAUAAAUUACCGGGAGGACGAUGCCGCAGGGGUGAAACUGAAGAGGAAUGCCUGAAACGAAAAUUAACUAAACGUCUUGCACCUGAAGAUCCUAAUGAGCCAAUGCCAGAAUGGAUUGUUCAUGGAGUUAUUUCGGUGUGGUAUAGACCAAAUUUUGAAACGUUAUUAUAUCCAUAUUGCCCAGCUCACAUCACAAAACCAAAAGAAAGAAAGCUAAUUUAUCUAGUGACUGUUCCUGCAGGAUGUACCAUAGCUUACCCAAAAAAUUACGAGUUUAUUCCAGUUCCAUUAUUUGAUCUUUACGAAAAUUCAAAAAAGUUUGGUCCCAUUAUUAGCUCCUUACCACAAGUGUCCAGCAAGUUUGAGUUUAAUUAUUUAUAUCAAGAAUAG
Molecule: messenger RNA, 705 nt
Organism: Naegleria fowleri
Lineage: Eukaryota; Heterolobosea; Eutetramitea; Acrasida; Naegleriidae
Exons: 3
Coding region: 1-705 (234 amino acids)
Cellular component (GO): mRNA cleavage factor complex
Molecular function (GO): mRNA binding
Source: RefSeq, a predicted model, not a curated record